Molecule: messenger RNA, 1530 nt
Organism: Suhomyces tanzawaensis NRRL Y-17324
Lineage: Eukaryota; Fungi; Ascomycota; Pichiomycetes; Serinales; Debaryomycetaceae
Gene: SFU1
Product: Sfu1p
Exons: 1
Coding region: 1-1530 (509 amino acids)
Biological process (GO): positive regulation of transcription by RNA polymerase II; negative regulation of transcription by RNA polymerase II
Molecular function (GO): DNA-binding transcription factor activity, RNA polymerase II-specific; RNA polymerase II cis-regulatory region sequence-specific DNA binding; zinc ion binding
Source: RefSeq, a predicted model, not a curated record
AUGGCCCCUACCAAAGAUGUCCUACGUACGCUGACGCCGUCCUCUACUACGUCCACGCCUACCACCACCACGCCUAACACCACCACGCCUAACACCACCGCCUCCUCGACCUCCACCGCCACCACGGCUCCAGCGUCUCGUCCCAGUCCGACUACUGCCUCCAAGGCAGCAGCGCCCCGCGUGAUGCCUGUGCUGAAGCCAGGCCCAGAGUCCACUCCUGAUGGCCAGCAGUGCUCCAACUGUGGAACCACCAAGACGCCACUCUGGAGAAGAGCUCCCGAUGGAACCCUCAUCUGCAACGCCUGUGGCCUCUACCUCCGCUCCAACAACACCCACCGUCCCGUCAACUUGAAAAGACCUCCCAACACCAUUCCCAUGACCAAGAACGAGGAAGGCUCAUGCAAGGGCGAUGGCAGGUGCAACGGCACAGGUGGCAGUGCUGCUUGCAAGGGCUGCCCCGCCUACAACAACAGGGUGGUAAUGACCAAGCGUGACAAGUUGGUGUCACCCAAAGACGACGCUGGCUCUCCAGACACCUCGGGUCAGUACCUGCAUGAAGACGACAGCGACCUCGGGGUGAAACGUCCCGCAGAAGACACAGACUCGGCCGACCUCGACUCCGACUCGUUGGUGGUGGCCUGCUUCAACUGCGGCACCACCAUCACGCCUUUGUGGCGUCGAGAUGACGCUGGAAACACUAUCUGCAACGCCUGUGGCCUCUACUACCGACUCCACGGCUCCCACAGACCCAUUAAGAUGAAGCGUACCACCAUCAAGCGGAGAAAGAGAAACAUGCCUGCCACCAAGCUCUCGUCACCCUCGGCCCAAACCCCGCCAAACCAGCCCAACUCCCAGGCCACCUCGCCAUCGCCAGUCCCAAAAGUACAGCCCAAGAAGGAGGACGUGCUGCCGCGCCUUGUGCAAACAGCGUCUACCCAGCCAGUCUCGUUCGGCUCGCCUCUUGCUCAAAGCCACCUUCCCCCCAUCGCACACCCCAACCCAUACUUUGCACUAAGAAAUACCCCAGCAUCCUUCCCAUUCCCUCCUCGAGCAUAUUCUCCGUCAUACUACCCGCCAUACUCCGGCGGGGGAAGAAUCCCCAACGGCCCUGGCCCCGUACCAGGACCCCCUCCUCCUCCUGCUCCUGUGGCUGCACGGUACCCCUACUACCCUCCAUACAAUGAGUUCGGUGGAGACAUCAAGUUGCCCCUGUUGAAGAUCAGUCCGGCCCAGGGGCACCAGUCCCCUCCUAGAGACGUCUCUCCGCCUCAGGAGUCUCUCAAGCAGCCACUGACUCAACCAGUCACACCAGCUCCAGUUUCCGAAACGAAAGAGCCAUCCGUGGAGCCCGAUUCCGAAAAGAAAAUCCCUGAAAAGAAGUGCAAGUGUUGUCUGAAGGCUCGUCCUGCUCCCAUGGCCAUUGACUUCACGGCCUCUUUCAGUAAAUCCACUACUCCUACGGACAAAUACUCCGAUGACGAGGACAAGCCCCGCCAUGCACUUUCCAUUGGUGGUCUUCUCAACGGAUAA